AUGGACGACUUACCUUCCUUGGGUGCUGUGCCUCCAGGACUUGAAGCCUUUCACGGACAAGUUGACUCGGGUAACGUUCAAAGCUCAAAUCUGACCCUCAGCGCACACGGCAAGUUCUGGUUGCUCCUCAAGACACUCGAUUAUUGUCCGCGCCAGUGUCGAUGGGACAGCGAACAUCCCACACCGCUCAGCUGGGGCUUUUCGUUCACCGUUGGAAAGUUAUACUACAACCAUCUAAUCCUUAAUAUUUUGGCUGAAGACUUCGAUAUUGGCCUAGAGAAAGCUAGUCAAAUCCCUACACUGAUGCAGGCUGGCUAUGCCACGGGCUUGUUACUCUGCCCCGUGGGAGACAUCGUACGUCUCCGACCCUUCGUAUUGUUGCUCGUUUUUGUGACGGUGAACAUGUUUAGCACAUUCCAGGCCUUUCAUACUGCCGCUUGUGGCCCAACUCGCCGCUUUUUUCGUUGUGCGACCAUGAUUUCAAUUGUUUCCGGCGGCCUCUUCAUGAGUAUACUCCUCGCACGGAUUAUCUCUGGGGUUAUCACCCAGUACGAAAGUUGGCGAAUCGUGUAUUGGAUCUCUUUCGGCCUACAGUAUCUUAUGCUGAUCAUGCUCUUUUUAUUCCUCCCCGACUACCCUCCGGCCCACUCCAUGAUGGCUUUCUUCGUUGGCGCCGCAAUUGUCUCGUACUGGACCGUUCUCACCUUCUUGCUAUCAUCGUCCAUCUUCAACCUAUCCACAUUGGCAAUCGGACCUUUCGCCCUCGUUGGAAUGCCGCAGUUUCUCAUCAAUCCUGUCCUCUCAAGCUUCAUCACCGACCGCUACCACCCGGCGUACAGUGCAAUCAUCGCCAUUAUGAUUGGCAUAGCCGGCGUUCUGAUAGGCACCUUCGUUGGAACCUUCUCCCUUGCAGGUCCUAUCAUCCAAGCUAACCACGCGCAACUCCCCGCCGUCGAGCCCUCAGCCAGAAAUCGCGUAAACACGGUAUACACUGUUGCUACAUUCUGCGGUAUGCUAAUGGGUACUGCCGUCGGGAACCACCUAUAUGCAUAA
Fusarium oxysporum Fo47 is the source of this 1053-nucleotide messenger RNA. RefSeq lists its product as uncharacterized. Bases 1 to 1053 code for a protein of 350 amino acids. The record is from RefSeq and is a predicted model, not a curated record. NCBI's taxonomy places the organism in Eukaryota, Fungi, Ascomycota, Sordariomycetes, Hypocreales, Nectriaceae. The transcript is spliced from 6 exons.